UUUUUGUUUCUGAUAACAUAGCACACGAUUCACUUAGUGUAAUAUACAAAUAACAUUGGAUUAAAAUAUAUUUAUCAGAUCAGUGUUUGAGAAAUUAUUUACUGCGGAUGGAAGCUUACCACAUUCCCAGUGGUACGUCAUCAAAAGCUUAGACAAUUUAAACGUAGUUCAGACGUUGUGUGCGCUGUUUUCAGGGAGAAGGUAAAAAACAUGUGCAGCACAAAAGCCCGGUGAGAUGCGUGGAAAAUAAUUGAUUGUGAGGGUCGAUAAAGGAAACAACAUUUGAAAAAACACUAACAACUAAAAAGAAGCAAAGCAUCUAAGAAAAAUGACUGCAUUUUUACCACCAAAUCUACUCGCACUUUUCGCCGCUAGAGACCCCAUAACAUAUCUACCACCGGCUGACAAACAAAGCCACGAGAAGAAAAGGGUGCCUUACGGCGGAGUGGCAGUAUUUCUUAACGAGUUUGAGGAUCCUAAAGACACACCACCUCCAACACGAGUGGAGACAAAGGAUGAACGGAAAGAAAGGAAGAGGAAGGAGCGGGCCGAACAGAUAGCAUACAAGCUGGAACAGGACCUGGCUUUGUGGGACCCUUCCAACAACCCAGGAAGUACCGGAGACCCAUACAAGUCCCUUUUUGUUGCAAGAAUUAAUUUUGACACGAGCGAAUCUAAACUACGCAGAGAAUUUGAAGUAUACGGACCCAUUAGAAAAAUCUGCAUGCUCACAGAUAAAGUUUCGGGGAAGCCACGUGGUUACGCCUUCAUAGAGUACGAACAUGAGCGGGACAUGCAUUCUGCCUACAAGCAUGCAGAUGGAAAGAAAAUUGACGGACGCCGUGUGCUAGUCGACGUGGAAAGAGGACGAACAGUGAAGGGCUGGCAGCCUAGGCGUUUAGGCGGAGGUCUUGGCGGCACCAGGAAGGGUGGUCCUGACGAGAAUACCAGGUUCUCCGGCCGAGACGAAUACAGGGAGGACGGUUCACGGGAGAGAGGAGGAGGAGGAAGUGGAGGUGGAGGAGGAGGUAGUGUUGGAGGUGGUGGUGGUGGUGGUGACCGAAGAGGAGGAAGACCCAGGAGUCGAUCAAGGGAAAGGCGUCCACGAAGUCGCAGUCGUGAAAGGGAGGCGCCUAGGAGGAGGAGCAGAAGUAGGGAGCAUAAUAGGAGAGGCGGCAUUGAUGAAGAUGAGGAUAGGAGCAGGAAGAGGGGAAGAAGGAGUAGAUCUCGAGAACGCAAGAGGACCAGGUCACGUGACAGGGGAGAUCGCAAACGUGCUCGUCGUAGUAGGAGUCGUGACCGUGGUGACCGUCGCCGUGACAGACCUGAGGGCCAGCCGGAUGAGGUAAUGCAGGACAUGCCCCUUGACUUUGACGGAAAGAUUCUCAUCAAACAAGAAGACCAGAACAAGGGCUACCCUGACGAGGAACCAAAUGGGUUCCCCCGCGAAACCCGCGAAACCCGCGAGGAUGCUUCGCCACAGUCUCCCCCACAGGAGGAGGGACCCCGGGAGGAACAGCAGGAAUACCAACAGUGACCGACAGCAAGGACACGGCUGACUGAAUUUAUAAAAAAGAAAUCAACAUCCUCACUAUCAUCAAAUGAAACCACAGUCAAAUAAAGGCACAUUUUGUUAACACUUGUCACAUUAGAACUUGGAUAACUAAUAUGUGGUGUUGUUUUGUGGAGAAUUCCUUGUCAGCUAUUGAACUGUUUCAUGAGAUCUUUAGAAGUGGUUGUUGUUCGGUGACCAAAGAUACAUCUGUGUGAGCACAUUGUUCUCAUACAAAUACAGACGCCCUUCCGUUUGUGAUCUGUGUGUCAAAUUGCUUUUUAAUAUUUUUAUUCCAAUUUUAUUCUGAUGUCCGACAACUAUUUUGAAAUUUUUCUGAUUUACUAGACUCUACAUCGGUGAUAAAUACCAGCAGAUUUUUCAGUAUGUUGUAAUCAACUGCUUAUUUUCGCAUGUAUACUGUAUGCAGUGAAAUUUUUUGAACCGAUCUCUGAUUUAUAGAUUUUCCUGAAAACAUCUUUAAGAUUGUUUUCAACAGGUAGGCUGGAGAGAAAGAAGAACAAUGUGUAUAGUUGUUGAAAUGACAUUGUCUACAGUGCAGACUAUUGGAUUUCAAUUAUUGGACCAUUGAUAUUGAAUACAUGCCAAGGACAGUCCAAGUGCGAGGACUUACCAGGUUUGUAAUGCCAUGCUGGCCUGGCUUUGAUCAUUCCGUCAUCAAUCUGACGUAAAUAUGCAGACCACCGAGUCUUGGAUAGGGUUUACGACAAGAUGGCAUGCAUGUUAAAUAUUAGUCUGCUGUAUUGUAUAAGUGUACAGCUGGGGAAUGAAUUGUAUGUACCUGAUGCACAGAAUGAUCCAAUCAAAGGGGGCGGGAUCUGAAAUUAUGUUUAGUUUUCAUAGAAGAAGAAAAAUGAAGACUUGUUAGCUUUAGUAUUGUUAACUGACACUUAAAAAUGAUUGAUUAAAAGAGAAAGGAAAAUGAAUUAUUUGUGAUUUUAAAACGGGUUUGAAAAUAUUUCAGAGUUAAAUGGCUGGUAGAAUAUUUGAAAAUGACCCCAGAGGUGUUUUUGAUUACUAUUCUAGUUUAAAUUUUACAACCCUUUCAAUACCAUCUGUACUUAACUAAGAAUAGGGGAUGUGGGAGGGGAGGGGGGAAUGUUUGUCUGGGAUGAUCCUUAUGUCUGUAAGCUAGGGAUACUAACCUUUUAUUACCAUGUUCAUCAAAGGGGAGGGUUAGAGGAACCCUUGUCAGUUAUGAGAUCAGAUGGGGUGACACUUACCCUAAUGUUGAGUUUAUCAAAUGUUAUGCUGUAUAAGGUAGGGGAAAGAUCAACAUUAAGUUACCCAAUAUUGUACUGUAUAAGGUAGGGGAAAGAUCAACAUUGAGUUACCCAAUAUUGUACUGUAUAAGGUAGGGGAAAGAUCAACGUUGAGUUACCGAAUAUUGUACUGUAUAAGGUAGGGGAAAGAUCAACAUUGAGUUACCCAACAUUGUACUGUAUAAGGUAGGGGAAGGAUCAACAUUGAGUUACCCAAUAUUGUACUGUAUAAGAUAGGGGAAAGAACAACAUUGAGUUACCCAAUAUUGUACUGUAUAAGGUAGGGGAAAGAUCAACAUUGAGUUACCCAAUAUUGUACUGUAUAAGGUAGGGGAAGGAUCAACGUUGAGUUACCCAAUAUUGUACUGUAUAAGGUAGAGGAAGGAUCAACGUUGAGUUACCCAAUAUUGUACUGUAUAAGGUAGAGGAAGGAUCAACGUUGAGUUACCCAAUAUUGUACUGUAUAAGAUAGGGGAAAGAUCAACAUUGAGUUACCCAAUAUUGUACUGUAUAAGGUAGGGGAAGGAUCAAUGUAAUGGAUCUGGUAAAGACCAGGUAAAUGCAUUACGUUUUAUAGGAUGUUGUUGAUGAAUAAACACACAACACAAUAUUUAAUCACUCCAAGUCUCUGUCUGUCUUUUUUAAGUAUAUUCAUAGCUUUGGAUUGACAAAUUUCAAUCAUUUUCAUCAUCUAUGUCAUCUGCAGUCAUUAUCCACAGUGUUGUCAUCAGUCUUUCUCAACAGAUCCAUCAUCAGUUAAUUCUGCCGGACAGUUCCUAUGUGCCUCAUGCCAGACUGCACAGCAUGCUAGAUAUUUCAUUUAUACCUCAUUAAGUAGUUUUAUUGUGUAGUCGGCACCAUGAGUAGUAGUUGGUUAUGUUAUACUGGUAUAUUGGGGAAUUACAUCAUACUAGACUGGUCAUGUUAUACUGGUAUAUUGGGGAAUUACAUCAUACUAGAUUGGUCAUGUUAUACUGGUAUAUUGGGGAAUUACAUCAUACUAGACCCGUCAUGUUAUACUGGUGGAUUACAUCAUGCUCCAUGGUACUGUAUUGUGUACUCCCCACGGAGUUAGAUUAAAGUCCGUGGUACAAAUCAGCUUGUGUGUCAAUAUAUGUAACUUGCUACUAGCUCAUAGGAAAAGUGAUCUUACUUAAUAUAUAUAGAUCAUCAUCCAAGCACUGGCCCCAUUUUUAUCAUCUCUUAUCACCCAAGUUUCAAUAACUAAUGUUCAUCUCAUGUUUUUUCAUUCAUUUUAAGCACACAUACCAUACUAGAUCAGUGUUGUGCAAUUAUCUUGCGGUUUUAAAAAUAAAAGAAGCUAUCUACCCCCUUGUCUGUUUAUAACAGUUGAUUUGAUUGGCUGUUGUAUUGUAAGAAUACCUUGACAAAGAGAGAUGAUCAAGGGUCAAAGGUUAAAAUUGUAAUAAAUUUAGCUGAUGUCAAUAUGUAAAAAAAUAUUGUAUUGUGAAAGUGAUGAAUAAAAUUGUCUCUCAUUAAAACUGUAA
Messenger RNA from Mizuhopecten yessoensis (Yesso scallop), 4343 nucleotides. RefSeq names its product U1 small nuclear ribonucleoprotein 70 kDa-like. Gene Ontology annotation, biological process: mRNA splicing, via spliceosome. The coding region runs from base 329 to 1537 and encodes 402 amino acids. The record is from RefSeq and is a predicted model, not a curated record. Gene Ontology annotation, molecular function: mRNA binding; U1 snRNA binding. Gene Ontology annotation, cellular component: U1 snRNP; U2-type prespliceosome; precatalytic spliceosome. Lineage: Eukaryota; Metazoa; Mollusca; Bivalvia; Pectinida; Pectinidae. The transcript has 11 exons.